This is a messenger RNA of Trifolium pratense (red clover), 3807 nucleotides long. Its product is annotated as probable L-type lectin-domain containing receptor kinase S.5. Bases 122 to 2131 code for a protein of 669 amino acids. Gene Ontology annotation, cellular component: plasma membrane. The record is from RefSeq and is a predicted model, not a curated record. Gene Ontology annotation, molecular function: carbohydrate binding; protein kinase activity; ATP binding. Gene Ontology annotation, biological process: protein phosphorylation. Lineage: Eukaryota; Viridiplantae; Streptophyta; Magnoliopsida; Fabales; Fabaceae. The transcript has a single exon.
AUAUAUAAAUAAUCCCAUCCCAACCUACAGUAUACUUUAUAGAAACCAUAUUUUUAUAACCUUGGUUUCAAUUAAAGCCAUUGUUGUCCAAUAUUUAAUUCACCAGCUAAUACAAACAACCAUGAGGUUCAUGUCUUUGCUAAUUAAAUAUCAAUUAUUAGCAAUCAUAUUCACUAUCAUAUACCUUACAAAAGUUAGUUGCUUUUAUUUUAAUUUCCCAACCUUCCACACAAAUGAUGAAUCCAAAUUGUCACUAAGCAAAAACUCAAAAAUAUACUUAGAUGCUAUCCAAGUAACCCCAGAUAUUCGUGGUGAAAUAAAGGAUUAUUCUGGCCGAGCUUUUUACAAAAAGCCAUACACACUUUGGAACAAAAACAAAAUUGCUUCUUUCAACACAACUUUUGUUCUCAACAUAAGUCCUCAAACUUCCCCUGGUGGAGAAGGAAUAGCUUUUAUCUUAACAGCAGAUACAACUCUCCCUGAAAAUAGUUCAGGACAAUGGCUUGGUAUUGUAAAUGCUUCCACCAAUGGAACUUCUCGAGCCGCAAUUCUUGCAGUUGAGUUUGAUACACGACAGAGUUCAAUUGAAGACGGACCUGACAACCAUGUUGGAAUCAAUAUAAACAGCAUAUCCUCCUUGAAACAAGUAUCAUUAUCAAACACUAAGGUUAAUCUUUCAUCUAGUUCAGAUGUAUUUAUAAAAAUUGAAUAUUCUAAUGAUGUAAUAUCUGUUUUUGGUUCAAUGACUGCAAAUUCAAAUGAUUCUAGGGAGACACUUUUGGUAUCUCCAUCUCUUAAUCUCUCUUCCUAUUUUAAACAAGAGGUUUAUGUCGGUUUCUCGGCUUCAACAAGCAAUUACACAGAGCUAAAUUGUGUAAAAGCAUGGGAAUUCAAUGGUGUAGAUAUUGGUAGUAACAAAAAUUACUUGUGGAUUUUUAUUAUAAUUCCAAUAGUAUUAUUGAUUAUAAUCAUAGGUGGAUUAGUCUUUUUCUUCCUUUAUUUUAAAAGGAAAAAAAACAUGGAAACUGAAGAAGAUACAUAUGGAGGGAUAGAGGAUCAAAUUCAACACUCAUCUAUGGCUCCAAAGAAAUAUAAACUAAAGGAAUUGAUGAUAGCAACAAGUGAUUUCAGCCGUCGGAACAAACUUGGCGAAGGUGGAUUUGGAACGGUUUAUAAGGGUAUUCUUGAAAACAACAAAGAGAUAGCUGUGAAGAGAGUCUCGGAGAACUCGCGCCAAGGAAAGCAAGAAUUUAUAGCAGAAGUUACAACGAUUGGAAGCCUUCACCACAAAAACUUAGUGAAACUCGUUGGUUGGUGCUACGAAAGCAAAGAGCUUCUCCUCGUUUACGAGUUCAUGCCAAAUGGAAGCUUAGACAAAUACCUAUUUAACCAAUCAAGUGAAUUGGAAUUUCAAUAUUCGAAAGUACUUGAUUGGAAAACGAGGUAUUGUGUGAUUCGUGAUGUCGCCCAAGCGUUGGAUUAUCUUCACAAUGGAUGUGAGAAAAGAGUACUUCAUAGAGACGUCAAAUCCAGCAACAUAAUGUUGGAUUUAGACUACAUUGCAAAAUUGGGUGAUUUUGGAUUGGCGCGUACAAUUCAAAAGAGAAAUGAAACUCAUCAUUCAACAAAGGAAAUUGCGGGGACGCCAGGUUAUAUGGCACCCGAAACUUUUUUAACCGGAAGAGCAACGGUUGAAACAGAUGUGUAUGCAUUUGGUGUUCUUGUUUUAGAAGUUGUGUGUGGAAAAACACCCGGAAAUGUGUAUGCACAAGAUGCUUAUAAAAAUAGUAUUGUGUAUUGGGUUUGGGAACUUUAUGGAAACGGCGAAAUUGUUAGUGUUGUCGAUAAAAGGAUAGAUUAUGAAGAAAAUGAAGUUGAGAGGGCAAAAUGGGAAGAAGAAGUUAAAAUUGUGCUUGUUCUUGGGUUGGCUUGUUGUCAUCCAAAUCCAAAUGAAAGGCCAUCAAUGAAAACUGUUUUAAUGGUUCUAAAUGGAGAAGCUUCUCCUCCAAUUGUUCCAAAUGAAAGACCUUCUUUUGUUUGGCCUGCUAUGCCUUCAUCUUUCAAACAAGGUGAAGAUAGUUCUCUUAUCAAUGGAACUCUCACUCCAUUUUCUCAACUUAGUGGAAGAUAGAAAAUUUGAUAUUUCUUGUGUUCGCCAAAACUUAGAAUUAAUGUUUCUUUCAUUUUUUUUAUAUUAAUUUUCUAUAUCAUUGUGCACAUAUGUAAUAUAAUUUGAUGUAUAAAUGUAUAAUAAAGGAUUCUUUUGGGUCAUUGUGUAUAUGUAAUAUAAUUUUAUGUAUAAAUGUACAAUAAAGGAUUCUUUUGGGGAUUAGAACUUUAGAUGGAUCAAGCAGUAUGCAUAAACAUUGCUUUGGUUUUAUCUGGUCGAAGCUUAACCAAACAGCGAUAUACUCUAAUAGGUGGGACGGAGAGCCUCAUGGCUUAAGUAUCACUGAGCACUUUGAUAUACUCGGUGUGAGACUCAACAUAAACUCUAAUGUUUGUUUCCAUGUGUAGAAAGUACUUUUUGAAGCUCUAGAAAUGCAUUUUAUAUUCUGGAAAAGAUUUCAUGAAAACAUCCUCUGGACUGGACCUACAUCAUUUGGAUGGAGUUAAAGUGUCACAAUGCACAUCAUCAUAUGAGAAUUUGAAACAAUACUUUGUACCAUCAUCUAGAUCAAAUCAAGCACCGUCAUUUUGAUGUUCCUCUAUUCAAUACUAUGUCGUCAUUUGGACAAGAAAAUUAUCUUUACCUCAAACGAUCCAAAUAGUGCCAGCUGUAAUAGUACAAGUUCAGAGACAAUUUUGGACAACGGCUAAAAUAGUACAAGUAGCGACAACAUUCUCUGAAUCACGAGUACAACGCUACAAUGACAUUAUUCCUCAAACAACAACAAAUGCAAUGGUAUGAAAUUCAUCUCUAUCUAUCGACGAGCAUUUCAGCGAAGAAAUAAUACAAUAAGAACGAGUACACAACAACUUCGAAAAAUAAUUGACUUCAAGUUUGCUACUUUGUUUCCAACACUUACCAAAGAUCAGAAAACAAACACAAGUGUCUCAUUUCACAUCCUUUCAUUAGAAAGUUAAACACUUGUAAUUUGAGCUAUAUUGUUUCCACCAUCUUUUGAGAAUUAUGUAAACACUAAACACCAAAACUUUUGAUAACAAUGAGCCUGCUGUUUGGCUAGGUCCAAUGUAUUUGCUGAAGAAAUUUCUGUUGCACUACGGUGGUGUGUGAUGCUUCAGUUUUGGGGCAAUAGGUAAAGGACAUUCUAGUCUUCUGUGUUUAUGUUCUUUUGGCGAUAGCUAGUGUUUUGAUACGUAAUUUGGGUUGGGUCCAAGUGGAAACCGCGGCUGUAUGCUGUCUCCAUGACAGUAGCAGUUUCUUACUGCAUCAUAAAAAUAGUUACUUAUGCUUCAGGUUUAGGUGCCCUGUGCUGCUGUUACAAGUUCCUGGUGUUGCGGCUGUAUUUUGGAGUUUUGAUGUAAGAUAGUGGGUUAGUCUUGCUCUCUCUUGUACUCUUCCUGCUAGUGCAGCCAUGUUGUAAUUUAUUACUCUAAUUUUGAGAAAUUUUCUCUCAUACAAAUUUCAUUUUGAUAUAACCGAGACAUUCAGUUCAAGUGGUUAAUGAGCUCCUUCUAUGACAGAUCCUUCGGGACGGGAGAAUCCGAGUUCAUUCCUGGUGGAAACAAUUCUUGGAGAAACUUCAUUUACUUCGCGACUGAACUCUGCAUUACCGAGACUUCCUUCUGCUGGGAACUUAAUACAAAAAAUUAUUCAUUUCUGAUUUGUUUCAUUCUUAUUAU